GCCGCAGAGCGAGAGGCGGAGGCGUCGAAACUGUGCCAGGCUCAGGCGUUCGGCGGGGGCAGCCCGGCGGGGUCCUUGCUCGCGGCGCGGCGCGCGGGAGGCCGUGGCGCCGGCGGAGGCUGUGCACGGCCGUGGUGCCCACCGCCCCAUGAUUUUCUGCCGAUUCCUGGUGAAAAUGGCAACUAAUGAUGCUGUCCUGAAGAGGCUGGAGCAGAAGGGUGCUGAGGCAGAUCAGAUUAUUGAGUAUCUUAAGCAGCAAGUUUCUCUCCUUAAGGAGAAAGCAAUUUUACAAGCGACUUUGAGAGAAGAGAAGAAACUUCGUGUUGAAAAUGCUAAACUGAAGAAAGAAAUUGAAGAUUUGAAACAGGAGCUGAUUCAGGCAGAAAUUCAGAACGGAGUGAAACAAAUACCAUUUCCAUCUGGUACUCCACUGCAAACUAAUGGUACGGUUUCUGGCAAGGUGAUUCAGUCUGUCUCAGUGACACCCGUGCCAUCUGGUCCUAAAGAACAGAUAAAGGAAGGGGGAAGAGGAGAAGAAAAAAAGGUGAAAGAGAAAACCGAAAAGAAAGGAGAGAAAAAGGAAAAAAAACAGCAAGCAGUAGCAGGAAAUGCUGACUCUAAGCCAGUAGAUGUUUCCCGUCUGGAUCUUCGGAUUGGCUGUAUCGUCACUGCCAAGAAACACCCUGAUGCAGAUUCUCUGUAUGUAGAAGAAGUGGAUGUUGGAGAAGCGGCCCCGAGGACAGUGGUCAGUGGUCUGGUGAAUCACGUGCCUCUUGAACAGAUGCAAAAUCGGAUGGUGGUUUUACUCUGUAACCUCAAACCUGCGAAAAUGCGGGGAGUGCUGUCGCAGGCCAUGGUGAUGUGCGCCAGCUCACCAGAGAAGGUCGAGAUCUUGGCUCCUCCUAGUGGCUCUGUCCCCGGAGACAGGAUCACUUUUGAUGCUUUCCCUGGAGAACCUGACAAGGAGCUCAAUCCCAAGAAGAAGAUUUGGGAGCAGAUCCAGCCUGACCUUCACACGAAUGCCGAGUGUGUGGCCACUUACAAAGGAGCCCCCUUCGAGGUGAAGGGGAAGGGCGUGUGCCGAGCUCAGACUAUGGCCAACAGCGGGAUCAAGUAAAUGCUUCAGCUACUGAGGCAAUAACAAUAAAGAGACACUUCCUUGUCACUCAUUAACCUGAAACAUAACUGGCUCGUUUUGUGUUAUUUCUCUCCUAGCCUUGAACUGCUGCCAAGUAUGUAUUAUUUUCUAUUGACUGGAGAAACACGACCGUUUUACUUUUGGAAUCUUUUAUCACAUAGGGACAAAAUUUCCUGUUUUGUGGUGAUUUGUUUUUAAGCAGGAGUACAGGUUAAUGAAUCAAUUUUUCAUUUUUAUUAUUAGAUAACUUGAACCAGUUUAAUAUUUAGUUUCUUUAUUUACAUUUAGAGAAAGCAAUGCAUGGAAUUUAAGUCCUUUGAUUUUUCUAUAGUGUAAAUCUGUAUUAUAAAUACCAACUCAUCUUUAAAAAGGACGGUUUAGAGUUCUGUCAGGCUUAAAAACUACUCUUAAUAAUACUGAUAUGACCAAGUGUGGGGCCUAGAGACCCAGAGAUAACGUAAAAGCUAGGAGACUUCUGAACUUUACUGUUGUUGCUGCCAAACUAAUCCAGACAUUAUAUAUACUUAAUAUUACUAUAUACCGUAUGCUGUAUACUUAAUAUUACUGUAUACUUAAUAGUACUUUUUUAGGAGACUGAAAUUUCCAACUGUAUUGAACUUUUUCUUUACACACUGCAAAGUAAUUCGUCAUACUGACUAACUCUGAAACACCUCGCACAGUGUUGCUAAUGUAUUCCUAAUGAAUUGGUAGUAAAAGCAGCAAUGCUUCUUUUUAUAACUAACUUAUAAAGAGUCUCUGGGCACUUAACUAAAUUAUUACCUUUAGUGAAACAUUUAGGAUAAGAAUUUUAUUUGUUAAUGAGUCCUUAUGUGUCAGUCUACUGAAAGUGAAAGAAAUUAUAUUCAGAAAGCAACAUACAUGUAUAUUAAGAUGUUAAAUGCCUGUUUCACUCAUGUUCCAGAUGUUAUAGUAAUGAUGAAAAUUAAUUUAGGAAUUUACUAUUUCAAGUUCACCAGCCUUGAAAAUGAUAACUAAUGAUUUGAAAUGCAGCUCUUGAGGUAGGACUGUAGAUCUUGUUUCAAAGAAAAGUCAUACAGAGUUCUAGUUCUGUAGCUGUUUCAUAGCUCCUAAUAAGAAGGAAAGGCUUUUUUUUUUUUUAAUCAUGUGUGCAGAUUUCAUAAAAGAUGUGACUUUUUUUUUUAUGAAAGACAUUUUAAAGUUAUUGGAGUCAAUGGAAUGUUGGUAGGCCACAGCUUGGUACCACCAUAAAAAUUUCAUCUUUUCUAAAAAGCAAAACAAAACAAAAAAAAUACACUUAAUAUUAACAGAGCAGUUUUAACAUCUGUUGAUGACUAAAUUCAAAAUGAAUUUCAAUAAUUAUUUUGUACUUGAGAUAUGCUAUUCUCUUAGGAAUAAAGACUCGGACAGUCUUUUACAAUUGUUUAUUUUCUCAUGUUUCCCAAUUAGAUUAUCUUAUAUAAUUCUGAUAUUUAGAAGAAUAUUUCUACUACUGACAUGACUGAAAUAUAUAUUUUACUCUAUGCCAGGUCAAAUUAUCUAACAGACCUUAUAGAUAAAUUUAAGUUUAUAUUACACUUAGGACCUGGGAACAAAACAAAGUUUAAUAUUUUUGUAAAAGCCCAAGGUGUCGUGUAGCAUUGGCAUGGAGCUGAUUUACCCACCGGUGACUAAAAUUCAUGAAGUUUUAUCAUGAAGGGGUAUUCACUACAAAUUUUUGAAAUUCCUCCUCACUUUCUCUAAAUUACAUAUCAGUUUUUCUAAUGAAGCACGCUCUAGUCCCUAGAUCUUGGCAUUUAAAUAGUCUAGAGCAAGACUGCUCUAGAGAGAAGGAUAUUGGGAGUUUAUAAGAAACCAGAUUUUCAGUUUAUAGAAAGGCGUCAAUCAGUUUUAUCCCAUUUAGUCUUUUUUUUUUUCAACAUAAAACUUUACUUUUUAAUUUGUAUCGCUGAGAUGAAAGAGCUCUCACGGAUUAUGAAAGAAAAUGUCUGUUAGUGAACUGGACAUAACCCUUCUUGCUCUGUCUGGUAUCCAACCGGAUUUCAACAGUAGCAGAUGGUUUUAGGUGACGCAGCUAAACAGCUGGUGCCUCUUGACAUCUGUUUAUGUAUUUGCAAACUAAAUUGGGGAGAAAACUGACCCUCCCUUAAGAGACUUUCUUAUGCAAUGUGGGUCCACUGUCUUCAAGUGAAUAUUGGGAAUGCUAGCUUUCCUUGUACAUAGAAGUGCCUUGUGGAUUAUGCUUUUGAGAUGAGUCAUUUUUAGGACAUGUUGAUUUUAAUAUGAAGUUGGAAAGGUUUCUUUGUGUUGUUCCCAUCAUUAAGUAUAUGGGUACAAGAAAGUUAAUUGUCCAACAAGAAAACCUUUUUGUUUUUAUUAAAAAUAUGUAGACAUUCAUUUAGACAAUUUACAAAUAUUCCAAAAUAGCUCAUCGAAGUAUAACCAGAAGGACGUAGUGAUGUAGAUGUUGUAGAUAGGGGAAAGCCAUUCACCAUCAGGGUCCUCACAGAGAGCAGCAUGAGUGAGCUUACCUGGCCCAGAAUCUGCCUUUGAUGGCAGCUUCCAGGACCUGUGUCUGAAGAGGACCCUCAGAGAUGCUAAGAAACUCAUAGAACUUGAUGGGUUCUGAACUAGAUGAUUACAUAUGUUUCCUGACCCUUUAGUGCCUGUGUGACUGUAGGCAACUGUUAGUUUCUGCACUGAACAGCCCCUAGGCCCUGGCUGAGUGAUUCCUGAGCAUUGUCAAGUGUGGUUCAGUGCCAUCCCCACGGGGCAUGGCUGUGCCACCUCAAUCUCCCAGGGGAAUUUUAUGUUGCAUCUUUUACAGAUAUAAAUAUAUCUAAAGUACAUAAUACUAGCUAUGUACUUUCGCUCCAGCAGGUAGAAUAAGUCCUGCUUCCAAGCCCUGCACAGGCAUGUAAGAAUUAAAACUUUGCCUUCGUGUGUGUGUCAGUGUGUGUGUGGUGCCUGUGAUGACCCCUAGGUCUCGCUCAGACCAGGCGCACAUUGGCCCAUUGAGCCACCUCACUGGCAAAAGCUAAAAUUUGGUCAAGAGACAAAACAAAAUCUAGGUUGGCCGGUCAUUAUUACUCAGGGAGUAGAAAGACAACAGAUUAGAUGCAGUGCUUGCCUCCCACCUGGGGAUUUGAUUCCUGGUACCACAGAUGGUCCCCCGAGCCCUGCCCAGAGUGACUCUCAGUAGAGAGCCAAGAGUAAACCCUGAGUACCACCAGGUGUGGCACCCAAACAAGUUAAACCACUACAUUAAAAAUUAUUUUGUAAGUUGCCGUCUUGUGGAGAAAGCCUUGCUCUCUGCAAAAUUUUACUUAAUGAUUCACUGUUGCCUUCCAGCACAAAGGGGUCUCUGUGAAUAAUAGUGUCUAUUGUCAUGGAUUUAUUGAAUCACCAUGAAUUGUUAUUAAGAUAUGUCAAUUUCCUUUAAAUUUCCUCUUUAAGGGUAGUCAUUUUACCCCCACCCCCUGCCCCAAAGAAUUACAGAAAAAGGCCUGUGGUAUGGCAUCAUUAUCUUCUGACUCUUGGUAAUUCUGUGCACUUUCCUAGGUAACCGACUUAAUCUCAUGACAGUCUCGUGGUUUCUUUUAUUUAAAUGAACGGGUUAACUUGUUCAAACCGUAGGGAAAAAGUGUACUAAAUUUAAAAAAAAAAAAAAAACCUCAGCUCUGGCAGUUCACAUGGGAGAUGUAGGUGACUCAUUUAGUGAAGCGUUUGAGAGGUUCUAUUGUUGAGAUCGUUAAGAACUUCUGUGGAGUGGUUCUGGAGAGGAGAGAAUGUGUUUUUGCUGUGCAAGAGUUCAUAGACGAAUUCCCUUGGCAGAAACCGGCUGCUGCUCUUGGCGGCGCUGCCUUUCCACAGAGCCAUGCACCUUGACUCUCAGUCCUUGGUGGUGGUAGUUGUGGUGCAUCCCAAAGCUUUCCUGUGGAGCAUGCUGCAAAGCUCAGGGUACACGAUGCUGCAUUAUUGAUAACUCAGUAAUUUAAGCCAGAAACAGCUUUUCGUAGGUAUACCCUGUUUGGAAUGCUAAUUGCAAAAUUAGCCCAAUUUUUAAAGUAACGGUGAACAGAUAGUUGCUGAUGUCUAUCAUGCCUGUGUAAAAAGUUGUACAAAAUUGUUGGAAUGGAAGUUGGCAAAUGGCUUACACAUUCUUACUGCACUUUUUAUAGUUAUAAUUUUUCCUUUGGAUAAAUCUUGGCAGUGAUAAUUCAUAGGAGUAUAACUCAGAAGAAACUUGGAGAUAGGGCCCAGAACAGUGAAAUAAUUGUUGGUUUGAAAGUGAGCCACCUGGAAUUUCAGAGUGUGAAUUAAUUAUUGCAUAUAUUUUUUCACUCUUACGUAUUCCCUUGUUUGCUAUUUUUCUUUCUCUUCCCCUAUUCUUACCCUCCCCUAACGCGGAGUACUCCUAGUUCCCUUGGUUUUUGAGUAAAAUAUGUAUGCUA
Sorex araneus (European shrew) is the source of this 5571-nucleotide messenger RNA. It is a transcript of the gene AIMP1, whose product is annotated as aminoacyl tRNA synthetase complex interacting multifunctional protein 1. The transcript is spliced from 7 exons. The coding region runs from base 149 to 1117 and encodes 322 amino acids. The record is from RefSeq and is a predicted model, not a curated record. Gene Ontology annotation, molecular function: tRNA binding. Lineage: Eukaryota; Metazoa; Chordata; Mammalia; Eulipotyphla; Soricidae.